AUGAAACAGCUUCCUUUGGAGAUUGAAAAUUUUGAAGAGGCGCUCAAUACCGUGGAUAAUAGGUACAAUGAGUGGUUCAAGUCGCGCGCACCACUCUUCCAGUUCCUCGCCCUUCUUUCUAAUAUGUUGAGUGCAGGGUACGGUUUUCCCCUGGCGGCAGAGACCAGGCGUCAUUCUGCAGCCUUAUACGCUAUCGCCGAGGAACGUAACAUCCGAAGAGAGUUAGGUACAGAACGGGAAAGACUGUCGCAUCAAAAACAAGCCAUGACACAACUCGAGGCGGACAUCAGUCGAUUGGUACGAGCCAACGACGGAAGGAUAGAGCAAUGGAGAGCAAACGUCGAGAGCGAGUCUACGGAUCAAUGUCCACGGUUACCCGCGUUGCGAACAUAUUACGAGGACCUGAUCGAGUAUACGCAAAAUUCCUCUGAACGCUUGAUUCAAGCCAUGAAAAAAGUGUCGACCACCGCCAUCGACAGCGAAGAGUCUAUGGUUUUCAAUGACCUCGAACAACAGUCGUCGCUCGUCUGCUACAUUCAAAACCGCAACCACUUGCGCGCGCAGUUGGAAAACGCUAAGAAACAACGUCUCAAAGUAGAGCGGGUCCGCAAAGAAGUACUCCACACAAUGAAUUUCUUGGGAAAAUCAGACCCUUUAGAGACGAUUCACGUCGGUCCGUUUUCGGCGUAUCAGGGCAAAGAAGAUACAGAAUGAAUAUUCUUCCGCCAGACCGUUCCGAUUAUCUCUGCCCGUCGACGAGGGAUCAAUUCGACCGAUAUUUGUCCAUCACCAAUACUAUCGUACAGGCUUCACCACGUUCCCUCGAUUGCCAAGAUCCAGGCGACCUUCAAUUCAAACGGAGACCCCGUAAGCUUCGCAAGACGGAACAACGAGCUCCUCCAUCGACAAUUCCAGAGAGCAACAGACUUCAUGCCACUGAUGAUGCAAAUAAAAUGCGAAGGAGACGCAUCCUGCAUACGGCCUGUGCAACGCUGACAAUUCAACCGACCAGUAUCGAGGACGCGGCGUUCCUAGAAGAAUUGGUUAAGGAUGCCGACAAGUGUUUAGACUAUGCCGAAUGGUUUCAGAGAUACAAGACCGCGACGAUCAAGCGGUUUGUCGGUGGUGACGGAGAAUGCGACGACGAAACGGUUCGCGACGUCAGGCAUCUUCUAAACAAUGUCUCAGUGCAUUGUCAUCUAGAAGCCAUGGCACCCCUAUUCCGAGAUGAAGCUACAGCCGAUGGAUGGCAUGUUCCCACUUCUUUAUCUGUCGUCGGGCGUCCAAUGACUCGCGAGCACCUCGAACUCGCCUUGUGUUUUAAGCGACGCGGGGUGUACAAUCCCAUGCAUUUAAGACCAUGCCUCGGUUGGCACGGAGAUUGCCUUGCCGUCCAAAUUCACGGAAAGCGACCUUUCGAAAUGCCACCCUAUCGCACCUUGACCGAUUAUCUCGACAAUAACGAUUACCAUAAGCACGAGGUACGAUGGCACUGGGGUCAGCCCAUGUGUGUCGUAUGCCGGAUCCAGUCUAUCCACUUUCCUCUCUUGACGAGGAAAGGUUGUGAGAUCAAA
Messenger RNA from Porites lobata, 1574 nucleotides. The record is from the annotation of a GenBank genome assembly. NCBI's taxonomy places the organism in Eukaryota, Metazoa, Cnidaria, Anthozoa, Scleractinia, Poritidae.